CAUUUGUUGUUUGUAUGCGAGUACAAAAAUCAAGAAAUUCUAAAGUUUUAUUAUUAUAUUUCAAGGUAUAUUCAAAUUGAAGCUUACUGACCUUGCGGUAUAAUAAGCUAGUGUCUUGUUCGUAUUGUGUAGAAAAAAAAUAUCGUUCAAAAUGAAUCGGAUAAUCAUCGCGUGCGCAGUUUUGUCGGUUGCUGCGGCAGCCGUCCUCCCUGAGGAUGCUCAAGCUCAGAUAGUGGACUACGUUAAUAAUAAUGAUGGUGCUGGCAACUAUAACUUCAGAUUCGAGACUUCCAAUGGAUUAAAACGCCAAGAAAAUGGCGUUGUGUUCAACCAGGGACAGGAAGAUGAAUAUAUUCAAGUUCAAGGAUCAUACUCUUACAUCGAUACCAAGGGAAGACUCGUUAACGUCAUUUACCGUGCUGACAGAGAUGGUUACCAUCUCCAAGAAAAAGAAACUGGACCGACCAUGACUGGUUUUCAAGCAUCCCCUGGUCUUUCUCCAGCUGCAAUAGCUUCAUUGUUAGGAAAAUAAAGAUGAGAAGACUACUACCACACAAUCUGAAAGCAAAACUAUGACAUAUUAUUACGAAGGGCAACUGAAAUCUAUGUAGUACAUACAUUGAAAGUCGUACCAAACUAAAGACGUACUUACUUUUAUUUAUUAUAAUUACACCAAUAAUGUUUACCUGUAGGAAAUAUGUAUCAUUAUAACAUAGUAUAAAACAAAGUCGCCAUCUGCCAUCUGUCUGUCCCUAUGUAUGCUUAGAUCUUUAAAACUACGC
Messenger RNA from Spodoptera litura, 782 nucleotides. RefSeq names its product endocuticle structural glycoprotein SgAbd-5-like. Gene Ontology annotation, cellular component: chitin-based extracellular matrix. NCBI's taxonomy places the organism in Eukaryota, Metazoa, Arthropoda, Insecta, Lepidoptera, Noctuidae. Gene Ontology annotation, molecular function: structural constituent of chitin-based larval cuticle. The record is from RefSeq and is a predicted model, not a curated record.